Messenger RNA from Charadrius vociferus (killdeer), 3675 nucleotides. It is a transcript of the gene PTCH2, whose product is annotated as patched 2. Gene Ontology annotation, biological process: smoothened signaling pathway. Gene Ontology annotation, molecular function: hedgehog receptor activity; smoothened binding; hedgehog family protein binding. The record is from RefSeq and is a predicted model, not a curated record. Gene Ontology annotation, cellular component: plasma membrane. Lineage: Eukaryota; Metazoa; Chordata; Aves; Charadriiformes; Charadriidae.
GGGCCCGGGGGCCAAGGGCCCCGGCUGUGGCUGCGGGCCCGCUUUCAGGCGCUGCUCUUCGCCCUGGGCUGCCGGAUCCAGCGGCACUGCGGGAAGGUGCUCUUCGUGGGGCUGCUGGUGUUCGGGGCGCUGGCCGUGGGGCUGCGGGUGGCCUCCAUCGAGACCGACAUCGAGCACCUCUGGGUGGAAGCGGGCAGCCGAGUGAGCCAGGAGCUGCGCUACACCAAGGAGAAGCUGGGCGAAGAGUCCGUCUACACCUCCCAAAUGUUGAUCCAGACCCCGAAGCGGGAUGGGGAGAACAUCCUGACGCAGGAGGCCCUGCAGCUCCACCUCGAGGCGGCCCUGGCCGCCAGCAAAGUCCAAGUCUCGCUGUACGGAAAAUCGUGGGAUUUGAACAAGAUCUGCUACAAGUCGGGUGUCCCCAUCAUUGAGAACGGCAUGAUCGAGAGGAUGAUAGAGAAGCUGUUCCCCUGUGUGAUCCUGACGCCGCUGGACUGCUUCUGGGAAGGCGCCAAGCUGCAGGGAGGCUCAGCCUACCUCCCGGGCCGCCCGGACAUCCAAUGGAGCAACCUGGACCCUCUGCAGCUGAUGGAGGAGCUGGGGCAGUUCACGUCACUGGAAGGCUUCAAAGAGUUGCUGGACAAGGCAGAGGUGGGGCAGGCUUAUGGGGACCGGGAGGAUUGCGGGGGGCUUGCUGCUCUUCUGCCCACCCCAUGGUCCAAAUCUCUGAUGCCUCCCCUCUGCCUGCAGAGCCCCGACAUCCCAGCCGAGCUCUCAGGGGGUUGCCACGGCUUCUCCAGGAAGUUCAUGCGCUGGCAGGAGGAGCUGAUUUUAGGUGGCACGACCAAAGACUCCCAGGGCAAGCUGCUACGCGCCGAGGCCCUGCAGACCAUGUUCCUCCUCAUGAGCCCCCGGCAGCUCUUUGAGCACUUCAAGGAUGACUAUGAGAUCCAUGAUAUCAGCUGGAGCGAGGAGAAGGCGGGUGCCAUCCUGGAGGCCUGGCAGAGGAAAUUCGUGGAGCUGGCACAGGACUCCAUCCCGCCCAAUGCCACGCAGAGCGUCCACGCUUUCUCCACCACCACGCUCAACGACAUCAUGAAGUCCUUCUCUGACGUCAGUGUCAUCCGGGUGGCUGGGGGCUACCUCCUCAUGCUGGCCUACGCCUGUGUCACCAUGCUGCGGUGGGACUGCUCCAGGUCCCAAGGGGCCGUGGGCCUGGCCGGGGUCCUGCUUGUGGCUCUCUCCGUGGCCUCUGGCCUGGGGCUUUGCUCAUUGCUGGGCAUCUCCUUCAAUGCAGCCACCACACAGGUCCUGCCCUUCCUGGCCCUUGGCAUUGGUGUGGACGACAUGUUCCUCUUGGCUCAUGCCUUCACUGAGACCAGCCAGCACAUCCCCUUCAAGGAGCGGACGGGCGAGUGCCUGAAGCGCACGGGAACCAGUGUGGCUCUCACCUCCGUCAGCAACAUGAUCGCCUUCUUCAUGGCAGCCCUGGUGCCCAUCCCUGCCCUGCGCGCCUUCUCCCUCCAGGCUGCGGUGGUUGUGGUGUUCAACUUUGCCAUGGUGCUAUUCGUCUUCCCUGCCAUCCUGAGCCUGGACCUGUAUCGCCGGGAGAAACGGCGGCUCGACAUCCUCUGCUGCUUCUACAGCCCUUGCUCCUCACGGGUCAUCCAGAUCCAACCCCAGGAGCUCGCCGAUGCUAAUGACAACCACGCCUGCCACCCCUCCCCUUAUGGGCACCCCGGCGUGGCCACCAGCACCCAGAUCACCACCACCGUGCAAGCCUUCACCCGGUGCGACCCCUCAGGCCACCAUGUCGUCACCGUCCUGCCACCCACCUCCCAGGUGUGCACCUCACCUGCCGUCCUCCUGCCCCCCACCGACCCCCUGGGCUCUCAGGUCUUCACCUCGUCCAGCUCCACCCGGGACCUGCUGGCCCAGGUAGAUGAAGCCAAGGGUGGGCGGGAGUGUGUCCCCCUGCCUUUUUGCCGCUGGAGCCUUGCUGACUUCGCCCGGGAGAAGUACGCCCCUCUCCUCCUGCGGACCCGGACCAAGGUGGUGGUGGCGGUGUUGUUCCUGGCGCUGCUGGGGCUGAGCCUCUACGGCACCACCAUGGUGCCCGACGGGCUUUACCUGACGGACAUCGUGCCGCGGGACACCAAGGCACAUGCCUUCAUCUCGGCCCAGUUCAAGUACUUCUCCUUCUACAACAUGUUCAUCGUCACCAAGGGUGGCUUCCACUACCCGGGCGCCCAAGCCGCCCUGCUCAGCCUGCACCAGGCCUUCAGCACCGUCAAGUACGUGGUGCGGGAGGGCAACAGCGACCUGCCCAAGAUGUGGCUCCAUUACUUCCAGGACUGGCUGCGAGGGCUCCAGGCCACCUUCGACCGGGACUGGCAAGCUGGGCGCAUCACCCAUGACAGCUACCGCAAUGGCUCUGAAGAUGGGGCGCUGGCGUACAAGCUCCUAAUCCAGACCGGCAACAAGAAGGAGCCCUUCAACUUCAAUCAGCUGACCACGCGGCGGCUGGUGGACGAGAAUGGCAUCAUCCCCCCUGACACCUUCUACAUCUGCCUGACGGUGUGGGCCAGCAAUGACCCCUUGGGCUUUGCCGCUUCCCAGGCCAACUUCUACCCGCCGCCACCUGAGUGGAUCCAUGACAAGUACGACACCACGGGCGAGAACCUGCGAAUCCCAGCAGCCCAGCCGCUGGAGUUUGCCCAGUUCCCUUUCUACCUGAGCGGGCUGCGUCGCACGGCCGACUUCGUGGAGGCGAUCGAAAGCGUGCGGGCCAUCUGCCGGGAGGCCGCCCAGCGCCACGGGGUGCUGAGCUACCCCAGCGGCUACCCCUUCCUCUUCUGGGAGCAGUACAUCGGUCUGCGACACUGGUUUUUGCUGGCCAUCAGCAUCCUGCUGGCCUGCACCUUCCUCGUCUGCGCCCUGCUGCUGCUCAACCCCUGGACGGCCGGCAUCAUCGUCUCCAUCCUGGCCAUGAUGGCGGUGGAGCUGUUUGGCAUCAUGGGGCUGAUGGGCAUCAAGCUGAGUGCCAUCCCCGUGGUCAUCCUCAUCGCCUCGGUGGGAAUCGGUGUGGAGUUCACCGUCCACGUGGCCCUGGGCUUCCUGACGGCUGCGGGGAGCAGGAACGUGCGCUCAGCUGCGGCCCUGGAGCACACCUUUGCCCCCGUGAUGGACGGUGCCGUCUCCACCCUCCUGGGUGUCCUCAUGUUGGCCGGCUCCGAGUUUGACUUCAUCAUGAGGUACUUCUUUGCCGUGCUCACCAUCCUGACGCUGCUAGGGCUGCUCAAUGGGCUGGUGCUGCUGCCAGUCCUGCUCUCCAUCAUCGGACCACCCCCUGAGGCAUCCCCAGUGGAUAAUGCCCCCCGCCUGCCCACUCCGGAGCCGGUGCCCCCAUGCCUGGGCCCCGGAGGGCUGUACGUCCGGCGUGCCCCAGCCUGGCCCGCUACUUUCCCAGACCCCUCGGACACGGAGCGCAGCUACGCAGAGGGUGUGGUGCCGGGCAGUCCCCGGGGGCCCUUCAUUGUGCCCCCCACCCCGGCACACAUCCUGCUGGAGGCCGGCAAGGACCCCAGCUUCCCCCGCAUCACCGUGAGUGUCUCUGCCUGCCGUGGCAUCGCCGGCUCCCCCGCCUCCCCCCGGGGGGGGGGACACUCCCGCUGA